Messenger RNA from Effrenium voratum, 789 nucleotides. The record is from the annotation of a GenBank genome assembly. Lineage: Eukaryota; Dinophyceae; Suessiales; Symbiodiniaceae.
AUGCACACGGACGCGCACUGCGAAGCCCUGGAUUUCGGCCAGGACCGCCUGCGGGCGCCUCGUGGCCCCGGCGGCUUCCCGGUGAACAGCGCGAAGUAUCGAGCCGAGCAGCCGAGGGACUACUCGCACUCGUGCCACCACAUCCCGGAGCUCAAGGAGAAAGAUCGGCGCAUCGGCGCGCUGGAGAAGAAGCUGCUGGUGUCUGAGGAAGCACGGCUGCAGCUGAACUCCGACAUCGACGCGCUGAAGGACAAGUUGGAGGCGGCCGCGGCGAUCAAGAAGCGGAACGAGACCAUCAUCCAGUCCCAGCAGCAGGCCAUUCUGCAGCUGCAGCAGGCGCUGCGCGCCCAGCAGAAGGCGGUGGAAAGUAUCCUGGGGGAGGAGGGGAUGGACGGCAAUUUCCGCAGCAUCCAAAAGGAGAUCGAGGCGAGCGACGCCAGCCUGCGGCGCGCCGUCGCUCGCCCGAGCCCAGGCGGCCCUGGGCCCGGCGUGGGCGCCCCGCGGGUUGGCGGCGGCGGCCCCGCGGCGGUGGCGCGCGAGCGGCCUGCAGAGUCCUUUGGCUACGGCUUCGGGCUCUUCGGUGGAGAGGAGGAGGAGGAGGAGACAAAGGGUGUUGGGGCUGGGAAACACCGUUUUCAGAUUGGCCCAAAGGGAAACCAAGGGAACACAAUUACGUACGCAUUUUGGUUUGCAAGGAGAUUUCAACAUGAUAACCUGCAAUUUUUCUUUGAUUGCAGGUUGGCUUACGCAACCAAUUGGGGGGCCCAUCCUUUUUCCCCAGAUAGCUGA